UGGAGGCCUGAGAGAAGGGAUGUCCAUCUCCAUCCUGGGCUCCAUUCCUAAGGACAUCUCCAGGUUCCACAUCAACCUGCGGUGCAGCGAGUCCGAGUCGGGCGACAUCGCCCUGCACUUCAACCCCCGCUUUGACGGCUGGGACAAAGUGGUCUUCAACGCCUUCAAGGACGGGUCCUGGGAGUCGGAGGAGAAGAUCCGCAGGAUGCCCUUCACCGAGGGCCACGCCUUCGAGACACUCAUCGGGAUCGGCGCAGAGGGUUACGAGGUUAAAGUCAACGGGAAAGAGUUUCACACUUUCAAACACCGUCUACCUGUGCAGCAGGUCCGUGCUAUACAGGUAGAAGGAGAUGUUUCCAUCCAGAGCAUCAUCGUCAUCGGG
Molecule: messenger RNA, 382 nt
Organism: Oryzias melastigma (Indian medaka)
Lineage: Eukaryota; Metazoa; Chordata; Actinopteri; Beloniformes; Adrianichthyidae
Product: galectin-4-like
Exons: 3
Molecular function (GO): carbohydrate binding
Source: RefSeq, a predicted model, not a curated record